Molecule: messenger RNA, 930 nt
Organism: Scatophagus argus
Lineage: Eukaryota; Metazoa; Chordata; Actinopteri; Scatophagidae
Product: gamma-interferon-inducible lysosomal thiol reductase-like
Exons: 7
Coding region: 71-841 (256 amino acids)
Cellular component (GO): lysosome
Molecular function (GO): oxidoreductase activity, acting on a sulfur group of donors, disulfide as acceptor
Source: RefSeq, a predicted model, not a curated record
GGCUCUUGGGUGGAGCAGCUUCAGUCGUGUUUCCGCGCCGACUGUCUGGACUUUUCUGUCUGUACCAAACAUGAAGCUGUCAGGACUGUUGGCCGUGUUGUUACUUCUCUGUGCUGACCGCAGGGGCUCCGGGUCUCAUCCCAAACCCUCCUGCCGUUACCCUCCAUCUCAGUGGUGUCGAUCCCUGAAGAUAGCAAUAGAGUGCAAGGUUCAGAAGCAGUGUAUGGAGGUAAACGCUACCAGACCAAACCAGUCUGUUCCUCCAGUGGUGCUCACCCUGUACUAUGAGAGUCUGUGUCCAGCCUGCAGAGUCUUCAUCAGCCAGCAGCUCUUCCCCACCUGGACCAUGCUGCAGGACAUCAUGACCAUCACUCUGGUCCCCUACGGGAACGCUAAGGAGCUUUCAUCAGCGAACUUUCCCUUUGCCUGUCAGCACGGAGAGCCUGAAUGCAGAGGAAACAUGAUUGAGGCUUGUAUCAUCAGUUUAACGGGACACUCUGCACUUCAAAUCAUCUACUGCAUGGAGUCGGCUGCAGAUGUCCUCAAAGCUGCCCAAACAUGUCUCCAGCUGUACGCACCUUCUGUCCCCUGGGCCAGUGUUGACUCCUGUUUAAAGGGACGUCUGGGACACCAGCUGAUGCAUGCCAACGCCGCCAUGACCAGAGCUCUGAACCCCGCCCACACACACGUCCCCUGGGUCACCUUCAACGGGGAAUACACAGAAGAGAAUGAGGACAAGGCGAUGUCGUCCCUUUUCCAGUUGGUCUGCCAGCUUUACAAGGGGGUGAAGCCUCCAGCCUGCACUGGAGCUCCAGUCAAACUGAAUAGAGGCUUCUGCUGAACGCAACAAACAAAACUGCUUUAAAACUGUGGAUCAUAACAUGCAUGCAGUAAUGUACCAUGUAACGCUAUUAAAAUCAUACUAACGGG